Myxocyprinus asiaticus (Chinese sucker) is the source of this 1472-nucleotide messenger RNA. Its product is annotated as protein yippee-like 5. The record is from RefSeq and is a predicted model, not a curated record. The transcript has 3 exons. Lineage: Eukaryota; Metazoa; Chordata; Actinopteri; Cypriniformes; Catostomidae. The coding region runs from base 345 to 710 and encodes 121 amino acids.
AGAGCGAUCUAACUGGCUAAAUGUAGAGAAAGUUGCUGAAAACGGCUAAAAUUACUUACGGGCCUUUUAAGAAAAGUGUAAGAGAAUUUUAGGCAACAUAUAUCCACGCCACUCUUAUUUUGAUGCUCUUGUGGGAGCUGUUCAUGUGUUGUGGGCAUGCGCAGGAGUGCGUCGUCAUCUCAGCACAACAAACAACAGUCUGAUCAACUGAGGUCACGAGAGAGGCAAAGAGAAGGAAACUGACACAAAUCAAGCGAAUACUUCGUGUUUCAUCUGACGGGUGAGAUCACCGCACACAGACAGUGGCUGUUAUCGAGCUGUGUGAGACUGUUGUAGCCGCUGCAAUGGGUCGAAUGUUCCUGGAUCAUAUCGGAGGGACCCGUCUGUUCUCCUGCGCGAACUGCGACACGAUCUUGACGAACCGGACCGAGCUGAUCUCCACGCGCUUCACCGGAGCCACAGGACGAGCGUUCCUCUUUAAUAAGGUGGUGAACCUGCAGUACAGCGAGGUGCAGGACCGAGUCAUGCUGACGGGCAGACACAUGGUGCGAGACGUCAGCUGUAAGAACUGCAACAGUAAGCUGGGAUGGAUCUAUGAGUUUGCCACCGAGGACAGUCAGCGCUAUAAAGAAGGCCGUGUGAUCCUGGAGAGAGCGCUGGUCCGAGAGAGCGAGGGCUUCGAGGAACACGUGCCCUCCGACACUUCCUGAGUCAUCUAUUUCAAUCGCACGUUUGCUUCUUGUCCCAGACAAAUGGCCCCUGAACACUUUGAGGACUGGCUGAUGUGUGUCUGCACAAUGAAACCAGACCCACUGCUUGUUUCUAUGGAGACAAAUGACAUGUGUAGAGUGCUCCAACUGCUUUUAAAGACCAGUAUAGUUCAGAAUGUUUGUCGCAGGUGCUGCGUGCUGAUGAUUGAGCCGGACAUCUGCGACACAUAGCUUACGUAUCGGUGCAUAUGCUUCUAUGUUUAAGGUGUUUCUUUUAAUUUUAGUUACUAGUUACAGUUGAUUUCAGAUAAAGUCACUCACCCUCGUGUUGUUAGUAAACCCGUAUGACUUUCUCUCUACCACUUAGUGUUGUUUGAUAUGAAAUACAAUCAAUGUGAAUGGUGACAGAGACUGAACAUUCUGCCUUUUGUGAAAGUCAUACGGAUUUGGAACAACAUGCGGGUGAGUAAAUAAUUUUUUUCUUUUCUUUUUUUUUAUUAUGGCCUAUACCUUUAAAUAUAUUCACUGUAAUGAUUUCAUCUUAAUAAAUGUCCAACAUUCAGUUCAGAUUCAUUCAUUAUAGCAUGGCUUUCUGGAAUACUUGAUUGUGAUUGGCCGGUUGCUGCAUUCUGCACUUACAGCUCUUCUGUAUUAUAAGCACUAAACUGUGUAAUUGACUGUUUUGUUCCAGGCAACUGAUUUCCUCCAUAACUGUGCUUGUGUCAUGUGCCUCACAAACUACUAAAGUUUUUUUUAAACUUG